AUGAUGGAAACUAAAGCAGUAGUCGUAGACAUUGGCACAGGUUACUUCAAGUGUGGCUUUGCAGGGGACUCACGGCCUUCCUACAUUUUUUCAUCUACGGUUGGUAAGCCCAUACAGGAGACUGGGAGCAAUCAAAAAGAAACCUUUAUUGGAAAAGAGCUUCAGAAUAGCAGCGUACCCUUAACACUCAGCCCCAUAAGACAUGGCAUAGUGGUGGACUGGAACUGCGUCCGAGACACUUUGGAGUAUAUUUUCCAGACGGAGAUGAAGAUUCAGCCAGAGGACCAUGCUGUUCUGGUGUCAGUGCCUCCUCUGUGUUCCAUCACUGACAAGGAGAGAUACGCUGAGAUGAUGUUUGAAGGAUUUCACAUGCCUGCUGUCCACAUUGCCUACCAGUCCCAUUUAUCCAUGUACUCUUACGGAAAAACCUCAGCUCUCGUGGUGGAAAGUGGCCAUGGCGCUUCAUAUGUGGUUCCCAUCUAUGAAGGUUAUGUUAUACGUAGCAUCACUGGGAGAGUAGAUUAUGCUGGUUUGGACAUCACACGUUUUCUCAUGAAGUUACUAAAUGACUCUGGAAACGUCUUCACAGAACAGCAGCUAAACAUCGUACAAGAUCUCAAAGAAAAGUGUUGUUACACUUCUCUAGACCUCACACGGGACUUGAGUUUGCCUGUUGAGAACCAACAAAUGGAUUAUGAGCUGCCAGAUGGACACCUCAUCACUGUAGGCAAGGAGAGAUUCCUUUGUGCUGAAGCGCUCUUCAAACCAGCCCUACUUGGCUCACAGCAGCCAGGGCUUUUGCAGCUGACACUCACCUGUCUCCAGAAGUGUGACGCUGACAUCAACAAAAAAAUGGUGGGGAAUAUCCUGCUGUGCGGGGGCAGCACUAUGAUGGAGGGCUUUGCCGACCGUUUCCAGAUGGAACUGGCCAAGAUGUGCCCCAGUGACAACUUCAUCACAGCCGCGUCCCCUCAAAGACAGUCUUCUGUCUGGAUUGGUGGGUCUAUUCUGGCCUCACUCCGCUCUUUCCAAGAGCUCUGGGUUUACAGGAGUGAAUAUGAAGAACAUGGUCCUUCCUGCAUUUUUAGGAAGUGCUUCUGA
Fulmarus glacialis (Northern fulmar) is the source of this 1101-nucleotide messenger RNA. Its product is annotated as actin-like protein 7A. Bases 1 to 1101 code for a protein of 366 amino acids. The transcript has a single exon. NCBI's taxonomy places the organism in Eukaryota, Metazoa, Chordata, Aves, Procellariiformes, Procellariidae. Gene Ontology annotation, cellular component: cytoplasm; nucleus. The record is from RefSeq and is a predicted model, not a curated record.